GUAUUCUUUUUUGUAACCUGUGUCUGUAUAGCUUGGUACGCUUGAAUAACGCUGCUCUAACCUACCAACAGAAAGAGAGAGAGGGUAUUAUGACCCUGUUGUUCUCCAACAAUAUCCACAGUGUUUGAGGCCUCCCAGCACCAUUUGACUCUCAGUUGCUCUCUGAUCAGCCUCACAGUGGUUUUGUUGCAAUCUGGAUUUCCUCCAAUAUUUUGGGACACUAAAGCUAAGGCUUGAUCUCAAAGUCAACUGAAGACAAUGGCCCAUCUAGAGGGUUUGAGGGCCGACUCCUCUCAAUUCACUCUGAGGGGGCAGCCCUUCCGCAUCCUGGGAGGCUCCAUCCAUUACUUCCGCGUGCCCAGACCCUACUGGAAGGAUCGACUGCUGAAGAUGAAGGCCUGUGGACUCAAUACUCUUACAACAUAUGUACCAUGGAAUCUGCAUGAACCCGAGAGGGGAGCAUUUAACUUUCAAGAUCAGCUAGAUCUCAGAGCGUAUGUGAGCUUAGCAGCAGAGAUAGGUUUCUGGGUGAUCCUACGGCCUGGACCGUACAUCUGUGCUGAGUGGGACUUGGGUGGCCUUCCAAGCUGGUUGCUACAAGAUAAAGAUAUGCAGUUAAGGACAACCUACCCUGGAUUUGUAAAUGCUGUCAAUGUGUAUUUUGACAAACUUGUCUCAGUUAUACAACCCCUGAUGUUUGAAAAUGGAGGACCAGUCAUUGCUCUCCAACUUGAGAACGAGUAUGGCUCAUAUGCUAAAGAUGAGGAGUAUAUGCCUUUCUUAAAGAAUUGCCUCCGAUCUAGAGGGAUCAAUGAGCUCCUAUUGACCUCUGACAACUGGGAAGGUUUGAGAUACAAAGGGAUGGAAGGAGUUCUAAAAACAAUAAAUCUUCAGAGGCUGUCAUUUGGAGCCAUUCAGCACUUAGCCUGCAUGCAGCCCCAGAAACCUCUACUGGUGAUGGAGUAUUGGUCUGGGUGGUUUGAUGUCUGGGGAGAGCAUCAUCAUGUCUUCCAUGCAGAAGACAUGCUGGGUGUGGUGUCUGAAAUUUUGGAGAGAGGAGUUUCUGUUAACCUUUACAUGUUUCAUGGUGGGACCAACUUUGGCUUCAUGAAUGGAGCAAUGGACUUUGGCGCUUACAAACCUCAGGUCACAAGUUAUGAUUACGAUGCUCCACUCUCUGAAGCUGGAGGCUACACUAAAAAAUAUGAAGUUCUGAGAGAUUUAUUCAGUCGGUACAACGCUGAGCCUCUUCCUGAAGUGCCUUCUCCUCAGGAGAGGAAGGCUUAUGAGACUGUGUCCACACAGCAGAAUUUGUCUCUGUGGGACAGCAUACAGUUCACAGAGAAGCCAUUCAGGUCAGAGAGGCCUAUAAACAUGGAGAACCUCCCAGUGAACAACAACAGUGGUCAGUCGUAUGGUUACACGCUGUAUGAAACCAGCAUCAGCAGUGGAGGAGCUCUGAACUCUGGGAACAACAUCAGAGACAGAGCACUGGUUUUCUUGGACAAACAAUAUGUAGGAUGUUUGGACUACAAGACUCAUGAAAUCAUGCUGCCUGAUGCUGAGAGAGAGAGGACUUUGACUUUUCUUGUUGAAAACUGCGGACGAGUGAAUUAUGGUAAAGCUCUUGACAACCAACGCAAAGGUAUUGUGGGGGACAUUGUUCUAAAUGAUACAUGCAUAAGUGGAUUCAACAUAUUCUGUUUAGAUCUGAAGCCAAGCUUUAUAAAAAGAUUGUUGAGCACGGCACAGUGGAAAACCGAUUUCAAGUCACCACCAGUGCCAGGAUUUUUUAUGGCCAAACUCAUUGUGGAUGAUCCUCCAAAAGACACCUUCAUCAAACUCCCUGAUUGGGGGAAAGGAGUUGUGUUUGUCAAUGGCCAGAACCUGGGCCGUUAUUGGUGCAUCGGUCCGCAGCAUUUCCUUUAUCUCCCAGGUCCUUAUCUCAGAAGUGGAGAAAAUCAGAUUAUCGUUUUCGAAGAAGAAAAAGUUGGUGGCAAAAUUCUGUUUUCUGAAAAUCCUGAAUAUGGAAAAACUAUUGAUGUUUACAAACUUCCCUUUUGCAGUUUGCUGUAACAACUGUACACAGAUAACUCUUUGCCACGGUAGAUCUACAGAAACUAAUGUAUUAAUCAUUAGUACCGAAACUGAAUAUGAGCAGUAUAAAUCAGUUAAACACUUUAGUUAUGUUUCUUUUUGCUAUUUUGCAGCAGUUUUUAUUAAUUAUAUUAAGGACUAAAUGCUUUUUCUAUUGAUUAUUUUUGUUUCAUAAACUGUAACAUUUUGCAGCAUAUACUGUUCAAUGCAGUGUUCUUGU
Messenger RNA from Cyprinodon variegatus (sheepshead minnow), 2317 nucleotides. RefSeq names its product beta-galactosidase-1-like protein 2 (gene glb1l2). Gene Ontology annotation, molecular function: beta-galactosidase activity. Lineage: Eukaryota; Metazoa; Chordata; Actinopteri; Cyprinodontiformes; Cyprinodontidae. Gene Ontology annotation, cellular component: vacuole. Bases 259 to 2076 code for a protein of 605 amino acids. The transcript has 19 exons. The record is from RefSeq and is a predicted model, not a curated record. Gene Ontology annotation, biological process: carbohydrate metabolic process.